AUGGCGGACGAAGCAUUAAUGAAAGCUGGCUUACAUAUCGAUGCUUACAAUAAAAUACGUCUUCUACAGCCUGAUGUUGCGGAUGCUUCCAAUGAAAUUGUUGAAGAAGCAAGAGAAAUUGUGAAUAAAUUGAACACUUUCAGCAAUGCUGCAGAAGCAAUUAUCAAAAUAUUUGAUGGAUUAGCGACAACCGUGAAGGGUGAGAAAAUCCGUGCGAUGUCAUCCAGAAAUGCCUUGAAAACUGCUGACAAACAACAUGUCGCCGAUGAGCAACAGCUGCAGAUUCUGAUCCGAGAACGUGAAGCGGAGCUGGAAAGGCUGCGUGUCGAAUUAGAAAGUACUCAGCGACAAGAAUAUGCUCUAAAGGAAUAUUUGCAGAAAUUUUUAUCACCAUAA
Molecule: messenger RNA, 396 nt
Organism: Cercopithifilaria johnstoni
Lineage: Eukaryota; Metazoa; Nematoda; Chromadorea; Rhabditida; Onchocercidae
Source: the annotation of a GenBank genome assembly